AGGAAGGAGGAGGAGGAGGUCGGUCGGUGGAGCUGAGGUGGUCAGCAGCUGGAUCAUCGGCGUUCGUGGCGUCUGUCCAUUCCGUGCCUCGUCUCUCCCUGGGAGGGGAGGGGGGCGUCGACGCUAAGCAGGAGUCGCCGCGGGCCCGAGCGUGAAGUCGCCAGGACUUCUCUCCGACUUGUGUGCUGCGGAGACUCAGAUGUUGGCCUCAGCUCCUAGGCUGAACUCGGCAGAUCGGCCCAUGAAAACCAAUGUAUUGAGACAAAGGAAAGGAGCCGUGAGAAAGCAACAUCUAUUAUCCUGGGCUUGGCAACAAGGAAGAGGACAGGUAGUGGAGACCCUGCAAUCUGAGAAGCAGACCGAAAGGUGACAAAGAAACGGAAGAUGGGUGGUGGAGAGAGGUAUAACAUUCCAGUCCCUCAACCUAGAAAUGUUACAAAGAACCAACAACAGCUCAGUAGACAGAAGACCAAGGAUCAGAAUUCCCAGAUGAAGAUUGUUCAUAAGAAAAAGGAAAGAGGACAUACUUACAACGCAUCAGCAGCUGCAUGGCAGGCCAUGCAAAAUGGGGGGAAGAACAAAAACUUUUCAAAUAAUCAGAAUUGGAACCCUAGCUUAUCAAGUCCCACCUUACUUUUUAAGUCUCAAACUAGCCAGAACUAUGCUGGAGCCAAAUUUAGUGAACCACCAUCACCAAGUGUUCUUCCUAAACCACCGAGCCACUGGGUUCCUGAUUCCUUUAAUCCUUCUGAUAAGGAAAUAAUGACAUUUCAACUUAAAACCUUACUUAAAGUACAGGUAUAAUAGUACUAAUGUUCAAUGUUAUAUAUUUAAGGGUAACUUGGUUUAAAACAUUCACUAGGGAAUUAAUUUGCAAAACUGAUUAAUGUAGAAAAUAACUUCUUGUGCACUGUGAUAAUGGGAAGUAACAGUGCAAAUUAAAAUAUUAAUUAUUGUAUUUUGUAUUAAGUAUUUUCAAUUGAGUAACUUAAACCAUUUAUGUUUGUGAAAUGGUGAAAGAAUAAAAUUUUUUCUAUUUUUGGUGGAGAAAUACUGAAGACUAUCAUUUAUGAACCAGUAGAUUUACUUGUUGAAAGCUCGUGGAUGUUUUUAAAAAUGUCUACUAAGACUUAAGGACUGAAAAUGAGCUUAUUCUCAAAGCUUAAUAUCUUAAGUCAUACCCAGACCAGUUACAAGCCAACACCCUGAUGCACUGCUGAAAGAAAAUGUGAAUUUUUCCUGAGAAUAGCUGUAUUUUAGUAAACUAUGGUAGCAGGUGUGAAAAGGGUGCAUAGAAGCGAUUUAGACUAUACUCUGAUGAGCCUGCUUCUUGGAGUGGAAUUGGUGAGUGCCUGCCAACAGCACCAAAACCAUUCUUCAUAGAAACAGUAUUUGGUGAUCACUGAGUAGCUUUUGAAAUACGUUUUUGUAUUAUAGCACUGCUCAAGCUAUUCUCACAGUGAUCUGACCUCAAUCAUUCCUGUAAAAGCUUGUUUAAAGCUGAGGAACUGUGUAAUGUGAAAAUUAAAAUACUAGGAAAGAGCCAUGUAAAUAUAGACUUGUAGCAUAUGUAAAGGGUUUUUUUUUGGGGGGGGGGGGUGGGGGCAUUUAACCUACAAAAAUUGAAUAUUUUAGUAUGAAAUGGCUGAAUGUAAAGUGACUGACCGUGAACUCUUAAAAUGCUAUGGCCUAAUUUUAGAGGUCAAUUGUUUUUAAAGUUUGCUCUGUGAUAAAAUAGUUCCAAUGUAUGUAAAUUGGUCUGGUUGUAAACUAUUCAAAGUUCCUAGUAUAAAAAUUUUAUAUAACUGAAAACGUUUUAAGCAGCUAAAACAUUUUUUUAAAGAGGUGUGGAGUGCAGUAUGAAACUUUUAAAUUUUCAUAAACCCAAAGAGUAACAACUACAGGGUUCCUUCGGCCGUAGACUCUUGGCUUUCACUAAUUUUGUAACCUGGUUAUAGUAAUAUACCCAUGUUUCUUUUCAUCAGUUAAACAGGCAACCCAGAGGGCCACUAAUGCAAAAUAUGUAAUCUCUUGCAUAAUGUUAACCUUGAUAAUAUGUCUUACUAUAAAUCCUAAUUAACCCAGUAAUAAAAUUUUAAAAGUGUUUGGAGUCAAAAAUAAAAUAUUCUGAGUUGUAAGCAUGUUUAUAAUUUGGUUGCCUUUUUUGAUUUUUUUUCAGCAGAAGGCUAGUUUUCUAAGUUCUGACAGUAACCCAAAUGAUAUUCUAAAAACAAAGUAUUUAAUUUACCUAAAUUAAUUUGAGACAUGAAAUAAAGUUACUUUUUUCUCCCA
Messenger RNA from Sorex araneus (European shrew), 2292 nucleotides. RefSeq names its product proline rich nuclear receptor coactivator 2 (gene PNRC2). The record is from RefSeq and is a predicted model, not a curated record. The coding region runs from base 385 to 804 and encodes 139 amino acids. Gene Ontology annotation, cellular component: nucleus; P-body. Lineage: Eukaryota; Metazoa; Chordata; Mammalia; Eulipotyphla; Soricidae. Gene Ontology annotation, biological process: nuclear-transcribed mRNA catabolic process, nonsense-mediated decay. The transcript is spliced from 3 exons.